AUGGCUGACCAAGAGGCACAACUGGCCCUGGCCACCGCCACGGAUGCCGCCGGCGCGAACCCGACCUCCCAAGAAACCGCCGUCGCCGCGCCCACGGGGAAGAAGAUGGUCAAGAAGAUUAUCCGCAAGAAGCGGAAGCCCGCGCGCGUGCAAAUCGACCCUUCUCUCAUCACAUCGGAGCCGCCGCCCCAGACUGGCACCAUCUUCAACAUCUGGUACAACAAAUGGUCUGGCGGCGAUCACGACGCCAACGCGCAGACCAAGGCCAAGGGCCGCUGCAACAUCGCCUCCGACGCCGGCUACACAAAGGCCGACAGCCUCACCGGCAGCUUCUUCUGCGUCAGCUUCGCCCGCGGUGUCUGCGCCAAGGGCGUCGAUUGCGACUACCUCCAUCGCCUACCUGGCGUCUACGACCUCUUUGGUCCCAAUGUCGAUUGCUUCGGCCGCGACAAGUUCUCCGACUAUCGCGACGACAUGGGUGGUGUUGGAAGCUUCAUGCGUGUUAACAGAACCGUCUACAUUGGUCGCAUACAUGUCACGGAUGAUAUCGAGGAGAUUGUGGCUCGUCAUUUUGCGGAAUGGGGCCAGGUCGAGCGCAUCCGGGUAUUAAAUCAACGCGGUGUUGCCUUUGUCACAUACACCAACGAGGCCAAUGCCCAAUUCGCCAAAGAGGCAAUGGCCCACCAGUCGCUCGACCACGACGAGAUCCUCAACGUCCGCUGGGCCACGGCCGAUCCCAAUCCCAUGGCGCAGGCACGCGAGGCCCGCCGCAUCGAGGAUCAGGCUGCCGAGGCCAUCCGCCGCGCCCUUGGCGACGAGUUCGUCGCCGAGAUUGAGGGCAAGGACCCGGAGGCGCGCAAGCGCCGCAAGAUUGAGAGCGGCUACGGCCUCGAAGGCUACGAGGCACCGGACGAGGUGCACUUUGCGCGCGGCGCCCAUGCUGUAAACCCGCGCGGCCGGGAAGGCUUUGAGCUGGAGGACCAGCGACGGCUUAUGAUUGAGAGCGGAGAGGCAGCGGCGGCGGCGGCGGCGGCGGAGGGUGAUGCGCCGGGACAGGAGCAGCAACAGUACGAAGACGAGCAGAGCGGGGGCAUUUUUUCGGGGAGCACAUUGGCGGCGCUCAACCGAGCAAAGCUCUCUGUACCGUCGAAACCGAGAACGGCCGCCGCGGCCGGUCCUCUUGUAUCAUAUGGAAGUGACAGCGAUGACGAUGAAUAA
Messenger RNA from Cordyceps fumosorosea ARSEF 2679, 1218 nucleotides. RefSeq names its product pre-mRNA splicing factor cwc2. The record is from RefSeq and is a predicted model, not a curated record. Gene Ontology annotation, cellular component: Prp19 complex; U2-type catalytic step 2 spliceosome; U2-type catalytic step 1 spliceosome. Gene Ontology annotation, molecular function: metal ion binding; U6 snRNA binding; pre-mRNA binding. NCBI's taxonomy places the organism in Eukaryota, Fungi, Ascomycota, Sordariomycetes, Hypocreales, Cordycipitaceae. The transcript is spliced from 2 exons. Bases 1 to 1218 code for a protein of 405 amino acids.